AUGGCGUCGUCCAGCACGUCGUUCUCGCAGUUCGACGAGGCCAAGCCCUCCGCCACGACCCUAUUAUGGCAGGCGGCCCAUUAUCGACCGCGAACACAUCGGACAAAGGCAAUUGCCUUUUCAGUGCUCUCGUUUUUACUUCUUCUAUGGAUGAUAUCGUCGUCUCGGCACCAACACGAGCCGGACUUUUGGGCCAAGUUCCCAUCGCGUCACCCAUUUCCUGAACGCCCGGAAGAUGCGCAGGUCGCUCUUCCUCGAAAAUCAGAUAUCUCUGUCAACGAUACCCUUCCCCAUGAUCUGGAGAAGACAAACCCCCACCUCCAUGUCCUUGUUCCGACCGUGAAGGGCUCCCGCGGCGCCUGUCGCACGAUGACAUCUGCUAUGAUACUGGGAUAUCCGCCGCCAACGUUGAUCGGCUAUGGCCAUGAGAAGCCCGGGGCGACUGAGUUGGAGCGUACAGUGGAGCGGAUCACCCGCGUGCGGGAUUAUCUCAAGAAUAGCCGUAUGGUUAAGGAUCGGGAUUUUGUCUUGCUGGUCGAUGCCCAGGAUGUAUUCUUUCAAUUACCCCCGCGAGUCUUGGUGGAGCGGUUCCAGGACCUCCUGCGCAAGAACAAUCAGAAGCUGGAGAAGAAGUAUGGCUAUGCCAAGGUUGAAAAGGCCAAUGGCGCUCCACCGGAUCUGGUGCAGAAGUAUACUCAGCGUGUACUAUUCGGGGCUAGCAAGGUUUGCUACAGUGCCCUGGACAGCGAUCCUGGAUGUGUGUCUGUUCCGGAGUCAUCUUUACCACCAGAUGUGUACGGCUGGAAGACAGAUGUCCACCCUGAUGGGCAUUUGACCCGGCCUCGAUGGUUGAAUCCUGGCGCAGUAGUUGGCCAGGCCGCUGAUCUGAGACUCAUCUACGAUGAGGUUUUACGUGUGAUGGAGCUACGCCAUAAGAAGCAUGGCGACUACCAAGCCCUAACCCAGAUCUUCGGACGACAGGAAGUGGUCCGAGAACUGGAACGACUUCGCACGGUGAGCGGAGUCAAAGAAUGGUUCUACGGAAUGCUGGGUAUAUCCGAUGCAGGUAAGAUUGACGGCAUCAGUGUCCGCCUCGAGAGUGGCCAUCGCUAUGAAUACGGCAUCGGUGUAGACUACGAGUCCCACCUCUUCUUCAACCAGAUCCUCUCGCGCAACGACGUCGAGUGGAUCAAAUUCAACAAUAUCACCAAGACUUCCCUCCUCCAGGGCCAAUUCGGUGUUCCACGAGAACACCGUCUCCUCCUACCAGAAGACAUCGCCGCCCUCCCAAACCCCUUCAACCAAACCCGCUUCGCCAGGGAACAAACCACCGCACCAGCCUACAACACUACCCUGGAUAAACUCCCAAACCCGAAAGAGCACUCGUGGAAUAACAUCCCUCUCAUGACAAACCCGCACUCCGCCUCUGUCCCGGUCCUAGUCCAUCUCAACGGAGACCCGAAGUUGCGCAAUACGUGGUGGGAGAAGAUGUGGUUCUUCCCCUGGGCCCGCGCCUUGCUGAGACGAUACGUCCGCUCCGCGCACGACUUCGAUGCCGCGCAGUCUGCGCUCCUGGGUGGCCAGGACUGGUGGGAUAUGCGUGGUGGACGUGGUGGACUCUGGACCGACGAUAAGAAUUGGGUUACGCUCUCUGAAGUCUGUGAGGGCCAGGAGCGAGACUUGUUUGAUGAUGACCUUGGUCCGUGGGCUAAGGAGAAUGGUGAUCCAGAGGUGCCGAUUUAUAACCAGUUUGGGAAUUUGAUUAAGGGGAAGGAGAGGGAGGAGGAUGAGUAUCUCUAG
Messenger RNA from Penicillium subrubescens, 1800 nucleotides. Its product is annotated as glycosyltransferase domain-containing protein. The record is from RefSeq and is a predicted model, not a curated record. The coding region runs from base 1 to 1800 and encodes 599 amino acids. The transcript is spliced from 2 exons. Lineage: Eukaryota; Fungi; Ascomycota; Eurotiomycetes; Eurotiales; Aspergillaceae.